AUGCACCGAGCAGCAGCAUACGUGCUACGUUUUUUAGACAACAUUUGUCGGAAAAAGGAAGGUCAAGUAUUGGAACGCAGCAUCCUAACCAGCGACGAACUACGACGUGCAGAAGAAGCGCUAUGGAAGGCAGCACAAGGUGAAAUGUUUCCGGACGAAAUCGCCGUUCUCAUCAAAACGCAAGGACCACCCGAACAGCGUCACCAAAUCGUAGAGAGGUCCAGUGAUAUUUACACUAAAUGGCCUUUUCUCGACGAAAGAGGAAUCCUGCGGAGUCGAGGCCGAAUCGGUGCUGCACCUUACGCGCCGACCGAAGCUAAGUUCCCUGUAAUCCUCCCCAAUCAACACCUAAUUACCUUUUUAAUUGUAGACUGGUUCCAUCGUCGCUACCGCCACGCCCACCGAGAGACCAUCUUCAACGAAAUUCGCCAACGUUUUGAAAUCCCGAAGCUGAGACGGCUGUUGGACAAAGUUGUGAGCAAAUGUACAUGGUGUCGCAUCGUGAAGGCUUCACCGACACCACCUGCCAUGGCCCCGCUUCCUGAGAUGCGCUUGAAGGCUUUCGUUCAACCCUUCACAUUUACUGGGUUGGAUUACUUCGGUCCGGUGCUGGUUAAGGUGGUUAAGGUGAAAAUGGUCAUCCACCGCAAUGCCUAG
Molecule: messenger RNA, 657 nt
Organism: Topomyia yanbarensis
Lineage: Eukaryota; Metazoa; Arthropoda; Insecta; Diptera; Culicidae
Exons: 1
Coding region: 1-657 (218 amino acids)
Source: RefSeq, a predicted model, not a curated record